AUGGACACAUUAAACAAACUGAAGCAGUUUGACGCUUAUCCUAAAACUCUGGAGGAUUUCCGGGUGAAGACGUGGGGAGGAGCGACCGUGACCAUCAUCAGCGGCGUCAUCAUGUUCGUUCUGUUCGUCUCUGAGCUGCAGUACUACCUGACCAAAGAGGUUCACCCGGAGCUCUACGUCGACACGUCGCGAGGAGACAAACUCAAGAUCAACAUCGACAUCAUUUUCCCUCACAUGCCCUGCGCCUAUCUCAGUAUCGACGCCAUGGACGUGGCCGGAGAGCAGCAGCUGGACGUCGAACACAACCUGUUCAAGCAGCGGCUGGAUAAAGAGCUGAAACCCGUCACCACCGAGGCAGAAAAACACGAACUGGGUCAGGCUGAAGACGGGGAGGCGUUCGACCCGAGCACUCUGGACCCGAACCGAUGUGAGAGCUGUUACGGCGCCGAGACCGAAGACCUGAAGUGCUGCAACACCUGUGACGACGUGCGCGAGGCGUACCGGCGCCGCGGCUGGGCCUUUAAGAGCGCCGACACCAUCGAGCAGUGCAAACGCGAAGGCUUCACGCAAAAGAUGAUGGAGCAGAAGAACGAGGGCUGCCAGGUCUACGGCUUCCUGGAGGUCAACAAGGUGGCAGGAAAUUUCCACUUUGCACCAGGAAAGAGUUUCCAGCAGUCGCAUGUUCACGUGCACGCUGUGGAAAUUCAUGACCUGCAGAGUUUUGGUUUAGACAACAUCAACAUGACCCACCUGAUAAAGCACCUGUCGUUUGGUAAAGAUUACCCUGGCAUCGUAAAUCCGCUGGAUGGAACCGACGUCUCGGCGCCACAAGCAUCGAUGAUGUACCAGUAUUUUGUGAAAAUUGUUCCAACCAUCUACGUAAAAACAGACGGAGAGGUGGUCAAAACGAAUCAGUUUUCCGUCACCAGGCAUGAGAAAGUCGCCAACGGUUUAAUAGGAGAUCAGGGUCUGCCGGGCGUCUUUGUUCUCUACGAACUUUCACCCAUGAUGGUCAAAUUCACAGAAAAACACAGGUCGCUGACUCACUUCCUGACGGGCGUGUGCGCCAUCAUCGGCGGCGUGUUCACAGUGGCCGGUCUCAUCGACUCGCUCAUCUACCACUCGGCACGCACCAUCCAGAAGAAGAUAGAGCUGGGCAAGGCGUCCUAACGAUGGCGCCCCCCAGUGGCCGCACAGACCGAGAUGCUGAGCACCCAGAGGACAGAAACGGGCGGCGAGACGGGGGGAGAAACUCACCUCUUCUCCAUGAACUAGACCUGAAACAAACCGAGAGAGAAAUCCAGAGCAGUAGAGCUGUUUGGAUUUUCCUAUCCGCCGUUCGGAGACGGACGUGCCGCGGCGGCGGAGCGAUGGGAGGACACCGCCACCAGGAGCAAGAAGCCGCUCCAUUGCUACGCUCAGCGUUUGGUAGGAGACCGAGGAGCAGCAGAGACCUUAGUUUACCCCGACGGACAUUUUUAAGCUCAGAUAAUUUAUUCCAGCUUCUCUGACUCGCAUCGUUCAGACUGUGGAGCGACUUUUUACUCCAUAUCUGAAAACAAAGUGAAUCCUUCCAACCCACCACAGCCGCUCAGUUUUCAGAGGAAACCCAGGAGAGAUCUUCCUGCAGCACCGCCAGGUAUUAAGAAAGAGAACAAGAAACUGCUCAUUUGCUCAUUAAACUACUAAAACAGCU
Poecilia latipinna (sailfin molly) is the source of this 1696-nucleotide messenger RNA. RefSeq names its product ERGIC and golgi 3 (gene ergic3). The transcript has 14 exons. The record is from RefSeq and is a predicted model, not a curated record. Lineage: Eukaryota; Metazoa; Chordata; Actinopteri; Cyprinodontiformes; Poeciliidae. Bases 1 to 1170 code for a protein of 389 amino acids. Gene Ontology annotation, biological process: endoplasmic reticulum to Golgi vesicle-mediated transport; retrograde vesicle-mediated transport, Golgi to endoplasmic reticulum. Gene Ontology annotation, cellular component: Golgi membrane; COPII-coated ER to Golgi transport vesicle; endoplasmic reticulum.